Messenger RNA from Sesamum indicum (sesame), 512 nucleotides. RefSeq lists its product as uncharacterized. The record is from RefSeq and is a predicted model, not a curated record. NCBI's taxonomy places the organism in Eukaryota, Viridiplantae, Streptophyta, Magnoliopsida, Lamiales, Pedaliaceae.
CUCCUUCACAACUCACAAACCACCCAAACAAGAAGUUCUCCUCUUGAAGUUGUACUUCAAAUUUUCUCACUCAGAAAAGCUGAAAAUCAGAAUGAGUUCGUCAAGCAGAGCUUGGUUAGUGGCUGCAAGCAUUGGGGCAGUGGAGGCACUGAAAGAUCAGGGCUUCUGCCGAUGGAAUUACGCCUUGAGGCUUCUGCAACAGCAUGCCAAGAACAAUCUCAGAUCCUACACUACUCAGGGCCAGAAGCUGUGCGGACCCUCUUCUACGGUGAUUUCCAAUAAGAUGAGAGAAGAAAAACUGAAGCAGUCUGAGGAGUCGCUUAGGAAAGUGAUGUAUUUGAGCUGUUGGGGUCCCAAUUGAGGAUAAUUACCCCCAAAAUUGUGUACAUAUUGAUUCUUAAAUGAUGAUGAUGACGAAAGUUUUUAACUCUUGAAGUUCUGGGACUGGUUUCUCAAAAUCUCCCCAUUGUUACUUGAUGCCUCUGACUUUUCAUAAAUCUUAACAUGUUCUC